AUGUCACUUCUCCACUUUCGCAAAAGCACAAUACCACCCGUGUUCGCUCCCGCGGCAACAAAAAAGGACACACCCGCCAUCCCGGACCCUCAGGUGUUCACCAUCACGACGCUGCAACCGGCGGUGUCAGGACUACCCACGGUUUCCCAGUGUGCCGUGCACUUGGAAUUGCUCGAGGCCUUUGCACGGUUGCGCCAUCGGGUGUAUAAAGAAGAGGCCUUCUCCGAAAUAUUCGGGGAGGACCCGGAGAAGAAUCUGUGGUGGAGAGCUGUGGUUGAGGUUGCUGUCGGCCGGUUCGGGAUAUGGUGGAAAGCUGUGAGUGAGGAAUUGGCGAUCCGGGAGGAAGGUGAAGCAGGGGUGGCGAAUAACGGCAGUGGCCUGAAGUUGUUGCCGAGAGAUUUGUUACCCCCGUUGGACGUGCUGAUGGUUUGGCACUCCUACAUGCUCAAUCCACGGAGGUACAAUGAGGAUUGUAUAUGGUUCGAAAUGAGCGCGAUGAUGAAUGUUGCUUUUCCUUAUGAACAUGUUGUACGCAUGCCCGCGGUCCCGUUUAAAGAGUAGCCGGCUAAUAGCGAGCAGCACGAAGCCAUCGACGACGAUAAAUGGGAUUACAAACUCUCUGGGCAUGCCACGCGGUAUUGGGAGAGGGUCAGUUCUCAAGCGCCUCACAUUCUCGAGGAAAUUCUGUGGAAAUCCCCGCCGAAAAGGCUCAUAAGGUGUCCGGCGUGCGCGAAAGAGAUUGACGUCCUCAUCUGCGAAGUCGAGCCCGAGAACCGGAAACGCGGAUGGAUCAGCGAAGAAUUCGCAGUUGAUUGUGAAGGCUGUGGGGUGGGCAUAACUAUGGAAUCACUAUGCGCUGAGAAAUUCCGAAAGGAUAUCAAAUCACUCAUAGAGGGUGGGGAAGGUUCCCGGAUGAGGUUGGCCCCGUGACACCAAACCCGAAUGAUAGGAAUCAAUGCUAACAGCCCCAGAAUCACAUCCCUCGACCUCCAGGGCGCAACCUAUCUCCACCCCUCUUCGCCCACAUCGUUUGACGUCCUCAAUUCCCUAAACAACCUCAUCUGCACAACUUUCCCAGAACCCCCAACCCUCCAAUCCCACCCCACCUUAACCUCAAUAAUCACCGCGUUAGGCACACACCCCGUCCUCCCACUCUUGCAAUCCUGUUAUGCCGAAACCCCAACCCCCUACUCUCUAAAUCUCUCCCUUGCCGUCCUCCGCCAAGGUUCCUUCGUGGACAAAAUGCACCACCAGCUCUGGAUCCGCUCCCCAGCACUCAUGGGUCGCUUGCCUCUAGAUAGCAUCCCGCUCGUCCGCGCGCGUCCCGAAACCCGCAGCGUAGUGCUAAUUAACCCCCCGGACACCUCCGGUUUCCUCCAACGCGCAGUAAGUAGAUACGAGUCUUACUUUGCGCUCUUCAAACUCCACCCCGGGAAAAUCCUGGUCCCGACCAUCGACGUGGACCUGGUCUGGCACACUGCCAUGCUCACGCCCCUCGCUUACCGCGAGUAUUGCAAGAAUGUGGCGGGGAGGUUCAUCGAUCAUAAUGACAAGCUCUCUGACGAUAUACUGGACGAUGGGGUCGAGUAUACUAGCACCGCGUUCGAGGAGGCUACUGGCGGGGAGGAGUACAGGAAGUGUUUGUGUUGGCAUUGUGAGACCGCGUUGAACGAGGGGGUGAAGCCCGGGGGUGGGAAAGAGGAGAGGUGGAAAGUUUGGAAGAAGGCCUCGGGAGAUGGCAAGGAGAGGUGGAAAGUUUGGAAGAAGGCCUCAGGAGAUAGCAAAGAGAGGUUGGUUAGGGUUAGAGUAGAGUAUUAUCGGGAGGUGGAGAAGAGGAGGAGGGAUGGGAUGGGGGGGCUGGAGAGGGAGGGGUUAUUUGCCGCUAUGAAGAGGAAGUGA
This is a messenger RNA of Tuber aestivum (summer truffle), 1899 nucleotides long. The record is from the annotation of a GenBank genome assembly. Lineage: Eukaryota; Fungi; Ascomycota; Pezizomycetes; Pezizales; Tuberaceae.